AUGGGCAGCAGCCCCUCAAUCCCUGAUGGUCCUCCUCUGAGGAUUGUGAUGAUUGGGAAAACUGGUGUUGGGAAGAGUGCCGUUGGUAACACCAUCUUGGGCAAAAAGAGAAAUUUUUUUAAGUCUAACGUGAGUUCAGAGUCGGUGACGGAGACCUGUGAGAGAGAAAGAGUUGACUGCUCCAGAAAGAUCCAUGUGGUCGACACCCCUGGUAUUAUGGAUACGUCUAAAAGUGCAGACAGCAUAAAUAAAGAGAUUGCAAAAUGCAUCCAUAUGUCGUCUCCAGGCCCUCACGUCUUCCUGCUGGUCCUUCAGAUCAACAGGUUCACCAAAGAAGAAGAAAACUGUGUGCAGGCCCUGGAGAAGAUGUUUGGACCAGAGGCAUCAAACUACAUGAUCGUCCUGUUCACUCAUGGAGACAAGCUGAGACGACAAAACAUAACCAUACAUGACUAUCUACGAACUGGCAAUGUGAAACUCAGAGAGCUGCUGAACAGAUGCGGCAACAGGUUUCAUGUCUUCAACAACAACAGUAAGGACAGAACUCAAGUGGUCGAGCUGAUCAAGAAGACUGAUGACAUGGUGGCAGCAAACGGGGGAUCGUACUACAGCGAUGAAAUGUUUGAAAAGGCCCAGAAGAUUCUGCAGCAGAGUCCAAACAAAAACACAGAAGAACCGCUGGUUCGCAACGCAUCCUUCAUGACUGAGCUACGUAAAAAAAUAGUGGAGUUUCAGGACACGCUGUCAGCAUCAAACAAAGAUGUGUAG
Molecule: messenger RNA, 768 nt
Organism: Acanthochromis polyacanthus (spiny chromis)
Lineage: Eukaryota; Metazoa; Chordata; Actinopteri; Pomacentridae
Product: GTPase IMAP family member 7-like
Exons: 2
Coding region: 1-768 (255 amino acids)
Molecular function (GO): GTP binding
Source: RefSeq, a predicted model, not a curated record